CUAUCAAACUCCCAGUAACAGAGGAGUUAUCUGACUGUAGUGGAUCGCAGGCAGAGACUCCGGUCAAAGAUCAAACAAUCAUCUGAACGGCAGCAAGAGCCGGGGGUGACGUCACAGCAGCGAAGAGGAACGUGCGCUGCGACCUGGCCAGCUGUGUGUGUUUGAGUGGCUUCGGGGUGACAGUGGCUAGCUUUAACACAAGGAAGUCGAGGACAUGAACGCAGAAACAAAGACAAAAACCGUCGACUUUCCCUCACGAGACUCCUGAUUUUUCCAUCCAGCUCAGGCACACAGUGUCAGCCAUGUGUCCUCUUGUUGCCGAUCUCCCAGCAGUUUCCUCUAAGAUGGAGAUGAGCCGAGGCAGCACUGCCAUGUCUGUGUGUACCCCAUCAGCCUUCUCAGUGUGAGCCACCAUCAGCUGCGUGUCACUGUGAUAGUCAAAAUUUGCAUUCGAACAUGGCCACUGUUCCUCCUGGGAUCCGCCUGCUAGUGGCCUUCGACAGGGACCAGUGGUACAGAGCUCUCACAUUCAUCCUCACCUUUCUGCUUUACACCAGCUUCCACCUCUCCAGGAAACCCAUCAGCAUUGUCAAGAGCGAGCUCCAUAAGAACUGUUCAUCUGUCAGUGAGCUAGCCACCAUUGCCUCCAGCAGCAGCAGUAGCAGCCAGCAGCCCUUCCUGCCAUCUCUUCACACAGACAUGGACUGUAGCUGGAAACCUUUUGAUAAAAGGAACUACAGGCAGCUGCUGGGAGCCAUGGACUACUCCUUCCUCUGUGCAUACGCAGUGGGAAUGUACCUCAGUGGCAUUAUCGGGGAGCGCCUGCCUAUCCGACUAUAUCUAACAGUGGGCAUGCUGACCAGUGGCCUGUUCACCUGCCUAUUUGGACUGGGUUAUGUCUACAACAUCCACAACCUGGGCUUCUAUAUAUUUGUCCAGGUGGCCAAUGGCUUGGUCCAAACCACUGGCUGGCCCAGUGUAGUGACCUGCAUUGGUAACUGGUUUGGGAAAGGAAGGCGUGGACUCAUCAUGGGGUUGUGGAACUCUCACACCUCAGUGGGAAACAUCCUGGGCUCUCUGAUCGCAGGCUACUGGGUCUCCUCCAACUGGGGCCUGUCCUUCAUUGUACCAGGGCUCAUUAUUGCUUUCAUGGGCAUCGUCUGCUUCCUCUUCCUCAUUGAGCAUCCAAAUGACGUGAAAAGCAUGUAUGCUCAAAAUACGUCUCCGGGCAAGAGUGUUCCAGCCAAGAGUUGGAGUGGUGUAAAUGGACACACUGGGGUGUAUCUGCAGUACAAGGACAACAAAACCCAGAGCUACGACACAGAGCUGCUGUUGCCCCGGGACAGUGUGUGUGUCCCCACACAGCCGGUCGUUGUGGUAAAGAGAGAAUCAGAGCCGUCCGCCAUCAGCUUCAUGGGAGCUCUACGCAUACCAGGAGUGGUCGAGUUCUCUUUGUGUCUGCUGUUUGCCAAGCUGGUCAGCUACACCUUCCUCUUCUGGCUGCCACUCUACAUCACCAAAGCAGCUCAUCUAGAUGCCAAGAAGGCUGGAGAUCUCUCCACCCUGUUUGAUGUGGGAGGAAUAGUGGGUGGGAUCUUGGCAGGAGUGAUAUCUGAUAAACUGGGGAAGAGAGCCACCACCUGUGCAGUCAUGCUGCUGCUGGCUGCUCCCACACUGUAUGGCUUCUCCAUGAUCAGUGAGUUUGGGCUGGGGCCAACCAUUGGCAUGCUGUUAGUGUGUGGAGGCCUAGUCAAUGGACCAUACGCCCUCAUCACAACCGCAGUGUCUGCUGAUUUGGGGACCCACAAAAGCCUGAAAGGCAAUGCCAGAGCAUUGUCUACUGUCACUGCCAUCAUCGAUGGCACAGGAUCUGUAGGUGCAGCACUGGGCCCCCUGCUGGCUGGGCUGUUGUCUGCAGGCGGCUGGGAUCAGGUCUUCUACAUGCUGAUGACUGCUGACUUCCUUGCUCUGUUGCUUCUGCUACGGCUUGUGACAAAGGAGCUGACCUCAACUAAAUCCCGUCCCAUCUCCACUGUAGAGUUGAAGGAACACUGAGCACUUUGAUUGCACUGCCUCCACGCAGGAGAUCACAUACACACACAUAUGCUCACACACCCACACACACAGCAAUGAAACCACUUGUCUUAGCCUGAAUUGGACUGUGGCUCUGACUGUCCUGGACAUGAGAUAUUUACCACACACACACACACACACACACACACACACACAGGCACAUGUCAACAAAGCAACGUGUGUGUGUGUGUGUGUGUGCAUUGCCAGCUACAGUAGUUAAAUAGACUGUAUUUGCAUCCCUGAGGAAGAGCUCAGGCUCAAGUUCUGGCUGGUGGACCAAAAAGACCUGCAGCAGAUCUCUGUGUGGAGGAUUCAGAAAUGCACAAAUAUUCAACUUCUCUCCUUCUGUUGACCUAUGGCAGCCAGGUAGAGCUUGAACACACUACCUGCUUGUCUCCUCAAAGGACUGGCACAGAUAUGAAACUAGCCUUACUUUGACAUGUAUAAUAGAGCUAGAAGUGACAGCUAUUUAUUUUGGAUAGCAAUCUUUGAAAAAGCAACUUCCAUGAGACUGUGUCCUUGCGGAUCCUGCUGUAGUUGUCCACCUAUUUUUAAUCCCUUAGCUAACCAUAACAUCUCUGAGCUAAACAGUCAAUUUUAUAUCUAAAUCUAACCAUCUCAACUAUUAUACCUAUUUACAUAUUUUAUCUUUGAACCAUGUUGUGCUCAUUGGUGGUUUGAAAAAACAGCCGAGCCAGUCAGAGCUUUUAUAAAUAUAACUUGUUAGUUAACAAGAAAACGCCACAGUGCACCUUUAAAGGGUCAGUUCACUCAAAUUUAAGAGUUCUGCCUCCACUCCAGUACAAUGGGGCUGAUUUAAAUUCUUUUUGUGGUUCAACAGCAAUCUUUCCAGACAUACUGCCUGUUAUUUUAGAUAAUCCACAGAAGACACUGUCAAGUUUUUAUAGGGACUAUGUCUGAAAAAGAAAGUAGUUCAACCAAAACUACUAGUGUUGUGCAUUAUCUAGAAUACCAGGAACACUGUUUCUGUAUGUUUCUAUUGACAUUUGUAAAUGUCGUAUUUUAAUGCUUUGAAAAAAUCAAAUUUUGAUUGAAUUGGGGUGGAGACAGGACUCUCUGCUUGGACAAAUAAAGCCAAACCUGUGUAGAUGGAUGGAUGCCACUAGAGAGUGGUGUAAAAUUAUAAUUGUAAUUUAUGCCAACUGACCCUUUAACUUGAAUAAAAAAUAAAUUAAAAACAAAACACUGGUAUCUUCUUAUGUUUACACCAGGCAGCAACCUUUGAGGCUGAAAAAUGAAGCAGGUGUGGAAGUGCCAAAAACUGCAGUUUACUGAACGGCCACUUGAGGCCGGCUCCCAAACAGAGUCUAUCCCCAAAGAUCCCCAUGUUAAAAUGCCCAGCUUUACAGCAGAAAUAAACAUUUUUACAUCCUGGAAGAAAAAACUGUUUUAGACUCUAUAGCUAAUUUCAUCAUUCAUGACAACUGUACAUGCAUGACUAAUAACUCACCUGUUCACAUUUUAAUAAGGCCCAAAGUAACUCAUAAAUAAGGUCAGGGCAGCUUAAGUGACAGGCUGUCUGCAGAUAUUGUCCUUCCUCAGCUUCUCAUUCAGAUGCCAAACUAGGGGCUUCAAAACGGCAGUCCACAGACCAAUGGGUGACAGUAGCUACAUCCAUUAUUUACAGUCCAUGGUUCACACUAUUAAGCUAGUGUUUUGUUUUGUUUUUUUAAAUUCUGUUUCGAUGUGAUAUGACAGUCCUAGAUGAAAUUUUCUCUCUUUACCAUUUAUAUUAAUGUUGUCCUUUGGUCAAAUAAAGAGUAUUUUUUUUAAUAAAAAGAAAGAAAUGAACUGUCCAGCUGAAAAACUGCUCUCGGUAAACACAUGAGUUUGUCAGAGGGGUGCUGGACCUAAAUUCUGGGUGAAGCUGUAUGUGUAAAAGGAACACAGACCAACAACAACAAUAGACAACUCGCCUCUUUUGUGGAAGUUGCUGUUUCACUGUCACCUUUGCCUUACUGAACCAAAGAGAUUGCGGGGAUCAUGUUGUAAUUUAAGUAAGAGACUACCUAUUUUGAAAGUCAUUUAAGUUAUUCCUGUUGGUUAUGUGGUGGUUUCUUUUUUUUCCUUGAAUUUGUUUGUAAAAUUAUGGCACCAAAGUUGUAUUUUUAUAUCAGAGCUACAGAUGAUAAUGUAUGUUUUUCUGUGGAUGGGAUCUGAGAUAUUGUGAAUGUAAAUUUCUUCAAAUUAGAUUACUUAAGUUUUCAAACCUCAUAUGGAUAUAUUUUGCAGUGCAAUGUUGAUAAGUUAGGUUUGUGUUUAUGAUAGUUGGUCACAGUAAAUGAAUGUCAUCUCACACUUUAAACUUGGAAUAUCAGGAAAUUAUUCCAAUGUCUGAUCUUGUGAGCAUAAAAAAUCCUAUCUUUGAGAAUCAUAAAAGUCAGACACAAAAUACUGUGUUUGUUUUUUUCAUGAGAUUUAUUGAACAUUGAUAAAGAUAUACUGUUAAUUUAAUGGUUGUAACCUAUUGGAGUCAAAUCCAUAAAAUACACCUUGUAAUGUUA
Epinephelus lanceolatus (giant grouper) is the source of this 4598-nucleotide messenger RNA. RefSeq names its product solute carrier family 37 member 1 (gene slc37a1). Lineage: Eukaryota; Metazoa; Chordata; Actinopteri; Perciformes; Serranidae. Gene Ontology annotation, cellular component: endoplasmic reticulum membrane. Gene Ontology annotation, molecular function: glucose 6-phosphate:phosphate antiporter activity. The record is from RefSeq and is a predicted model, not a curated record. Gene Ontology annotation, biological process: phosphate ion transmembrane transport; glucose-6-phosphate transport.